AUGGUCAUCUCAUUUGCACAGAAAAACUUGGUAAUUACAAACAAAUCAGGUGGGCUGAUCUACUCCAGUCUUACUGACGCUGAUCCAAAUGAAAUGCUAAUCAUUGGCAGCACGCUACACACUCUUCUUGAGAUUUUAGAGCACAUUUGUGAGGGCCAAUCUCUCAGCAACGCGCAAGCGUACAAUAAAACAGUAGAGUAUGGGCAAUCCAAAAUAAUUACGUUCAGGACACUGACAGGAUAUUCCUUUAUUUUCCUGUGGGAUAGCACAGAUCCACCUUUCAACAGCGUUUAUCUCCAUUUUUGUGAAACUGUCCUUCAGAACUACAGCUAUCGAUUGGGUAUGCCUGCCAGAAGUAAAAGAUUCUGCCCAGAACAGUACUUUUAA
This is a messenger RNA of Vittaforma corneae ATCC 50505, 387 nucleotides long. RefSeq lists its product as uncharacterized. Lineage: Eukaryota; Fungi; Microsporidia; Nosematidae. Gene Ontology annotation, biological process: vesicle-mediated transport. The transcript has a single exon. Bases 1 to 387 code for a protein of 128 amino acids. The record is from RefSeq and is a predicted model, not a curated record. Gene Ontology annotation, cellular component: TRAPP complex.